AUGGUUGUCACAAGCACUCUGUCGCGCUUGGACGCUUCAAAGCUGCAGGUGUUGCAACUGAGCAAUCCUAAAUCCGUGCCCGGUCCUGAUGAUGGCUCCAUCUUCGACCUCAAAACCACUACUGAUCGCAUGAUUACGGUUUCAUGGACUGCCCAAAACGGCUGGGCCAACCCCCAGUUGGUACCAUACGGGCCUCUGUCCCUAAUGCCCACGGCCAGUGCGAUACAGUACGCCACCGAAUGUUUUGAGGGAAUGAAGCUCUUCCGAGGCCAUGAUGGUCGUCUUCGAUUAUUCCGCCCUCUUUACAACUGCCAAAGAAUGCUGAGGUCUGCUGAACGAAUCUCGCUACCCAGCUUUGAGCCUGAAGAGAUGCUCAAGCUUAUUCGUCGGCUUUGCCUCAUGGAAGCGCCCAAGUGGCUGCCAAAAGAUCGAAUCGGCUCAGCGCUAUACAUACGGCCAACCAUGAUUGGCACCGACAGUAGUCUGGGCUUCAAAGUCCCCGAGGAAGCACAGCUAUGCAUCUUUAUGCUGUACUGGCCCUCGCCCAGCAUGAUUCCCGACAAGUCCCUGCCUGUAUCUAGACGUGGAAUGAGACUCGUCACAAGUAGCAAGACUGCCAUCCGCUCAUGGCCAGGCGGCACCGGACAGGCCAAGAUUGGCGGCAAUUACGGCCCCACGCUGCUCGAGCACAACAAGGCGAGGGCAAGGGGCUACGAUCAGGUCUUGUGGCUGUAUGGCCCGGAUCGUCGCAUCACAGAAGCUGGAUCGACCAACUUUUUCGUACUCUGGAAGACGCCCACAGGAGACGAGGGGCUAAUCUUGGCUGGAAACACGCGACAGACGAUUCUGGAGCUCUUUGAGACCAGCUUUGAGACGCUGGAGCCAAAUUCGCUUGAGCCCUGCAACGUGCUAGAGAAGAGGAUCACUAUGCCGGAAAUUGAAAGUGCUGUUGCGCAAGGCCGCGUGCUUUCUGCAUUUGUGGUUGGAACAGCGGCGUGGAUCCAGGAGGUGGAAGAGAUUAAUGUCGAUGGCCGGCAGCUUCGAAUCAACGUUGGUCAAGCACCCCAUGUGUCUUUUGUUCGCGAGAAGCUAGCUGGAAUUAUGCUGGGCCAAGUUGAAAAUGGCUGGGCUGAGGUAGUGGAUGAGGAAGCGAAUUUUGGAGAUGAAUAA
Messenger RNA from Beauveria bassiana ARSEF 2860, 1170 nucleotides. RefSeq names its product branched-chain-amino-acid aminotransferase. The record is from RefSeq and is a predicted model, not a curated record. Bases 1 to 1170 code for a protein of 389 amino acids. Gene Ontology annotation, biological process: L-leucine biosynthetic process; L-valine biosynthetic process. NCBI's taxonomy places the organism in Eukaryota, Fungi, Ascomycota, Sordariomycetes, Hypocreales, Cordycipitaceae. Gene Ontology annotation, cellular component: mitochondrion. The transcript has a single exon. Gene Ontology annotation, molecular function: branched-chain-amino-acid:2-oxoglutarate transaminase activity.